AUGAUCGCUAUCGGCCUGGAGGGCUCCGCCAACAAGCUUGGCGUGGGCAUCAUGUUGCAUCCUGAUAAUGGCAAACCCCCGCAGGUACUCGCGAACAUCCGUCACACUUAUGUCUCCCCCCCGGGUGAGGGUUUCCUCCCUAAAGACACCGCUAGGCAUCAUCGCGCUUGGGUGGUAAAGCUAGUGAAAAAAGCGCUCAAGGAAGCUCGUGUGUCCGUCCAGGAUGUGGAUUGUAUUUGUUUCACCAAGGGCCCUGGUAUGGGAGCUCCCCUUCAGAGCGUUGCGGUUGCGGCUCGGAUGUUGAGUCUAUUAUGGGGCAAGGAGUUGGUCGGUGUAAAUCAUUGUGUCGGACAUAUCGAGAUGGGUAGACUCAUUACAGGCUCUACCAAUCCAGUUGUACUCUAUGUUUCCGGAGGAAACACACAAGUAAUUGCAUAUAGCUCGCAAAGGUACCGGAUCUUCGGCGAGACUCUUGAUAUUGCGGUGGGUAACUGCUUGGACCGGUUCGCACGAACGCUACACAUUUCCAAUGACCCGGCUCCGGGAUAUAAUAUUGAACAGUUAGCCAAAAAGGGCAAGCAGUUAGUUGAUCUACCAUACACUGUAAAGGGAAUGGACUGCUCCUUCUCUGGUAUCUUAGCCGCAGUGGAUGGCUUGGCCGCGACAUAUGGACUAGGUGGUGAAGGGAAGGGUGAUGAGACCGAUACACCUAUACCUGAUGCUGAUGGUAAUGGGAAACCCACCCGCGCGGACUUGUGCUUUUCACUCCAAGAGACUAUCUUCUCCAUGCUUGUUGAAAUUACGGAACGCGCAAUGGCACACGUCGGCUCCAAAGAAGUUCUGAUUGUCGGUGGUGUCGGUUGCAAUGAGAGGUUACAGGAGAUGAUGGGGAUCAUGGCCCGAGACCGCGGAGGUAGCGUCCAUGCCACAGACGAAAGAUUCUGUAUCGAUAAUGGAAUCAUGAUCGCGCAAGCUGGUUUGCUCGCGUACUCGACUGGAUUCCGCACGCCAUUAAAGGAUUCCACAUGUACGCAGCGGUUCCGAACGGAUGACGUGUUCGUAAAGUGGAGGGAUUAA
Messenger RNA from Aspergillus pseudotamarii, 1077 nucleotides. It is a transcript of the gene kae1, whose product is annotated as O-sialoglycoprotein endopeptidase. The record is from RefSeq and is a predicted model, not a curated record. The transcript is spliced from 2 exons. Lineage: Eukaryota; Fungi; Ascomycota; Eurotiomycetes; Eurotiales; Aspergillaceae. Bases 1 to 1077 code for a protein of 358 amino acids. Gene Ontology annotation, biological process: tRNA threonylcarbamoyladenosine modification. Gene Ontology annotation, cellular component: EKC/KEOPS complex; cytoplasm.